Molecule: messenger RNA, 1470 nt
Organism: Candidozyma haemuli
Lineage: Eukaryota; Fungi; Ascomycota; Pichiomycetes; Serinales; Metschnikowiaceae
Product: trans-hexaprenyltranstransferase
Exons: 1
Coding region: 1-1470 (489 amino acids)
Biological process (GO): isoprenoid biosynthetic process; ubiquinone biosynthetic process
Cellular component (GO): transferase complex
Molecular function (GO): prenyltransferase activity
Source: RefSeq, a predicted model, not a curated record
AUGACCAGUUUACUAAAAAGCCUGUUUCUCAGAAACAGCACCAGGGUUCACUGCCAGCUGCUCCAUCUUACAUUAUCGGCGAAAAGAACAAAGUCUCUGUCGAACAACACGUUCGAUACGGCCGUGGAAGCCGCUGAAAAACUCGUCCAGCCGAGUAAAGAAAAGUCGUUCGACGAUCCUUUUUCCAUAGUCAGCCAUGAAAUGUCCUCGUUGGCCAAGCUGAUAGCGAGCUUGAUCGGCUCUGGCCAUACCACAUUGAACAGAGUUUCUAGUUAUUACUUCGAGGCCGAGGGAAAGAAUGUCAGGCCGCUUGUGGUGCUUUUACUUUCAAAGGCAUUGCUGAAAAUUCCGGUGGAGGACAGAAACAGAAUAAGAAUCGAUAACCAGGAUGUCACUGACCAACCAGUGUACCCAGGAACACCACAGGGUACGGUUGUGGCUGGCAACUCGGUGAACAAGUCUAUUUCGCCAUUGGCUGUUUUGCAUGGCAUCAAUCCGAAGGUUAUUUUGGACCCAUUGUCGAAACCUAUGGAUAGACUUCCGCAGAUGGAUGCUGCCAACGGUAUCUUGCCUAAGCAGAGGAGAUUGGCUGAAAUCGUGGAGAUGAUUCACACUGCAUCUUUGCUUCACGAUGAUGUGAUUGACCUUUCAGAUGCCCGCAGAGGCCGCCCAAGUGGGAACAUUGCUUUCACUAAUAAGAUGGCUGUCUUGGCUGGAGACUUCCUUUUGGGCAGAGCUUCGGUGGCCAUUGCCCGUUUACGUAAUCCUGAAGUCAUUGAGUUGUUGUCUACGACGAUUGCUAACUUGGUGGAAGGUGAAUUCAUGCAAUUGAAGAAUACUGUUAUCAGCAGCGAUGACUCUACGGUUAAUAAUGAUGGUGAUGUGAAGAACAUCCCUAAACCUACAGGCAAGGUUCCUGUGGAGCAACACAACUACCGCGUUGACAAGCCAAAGGAGGUUGACCAUAAGGUUAACGUGGAUGCUGCUUUUGAAUACUACUUGCACAAGACUUACCUUAAGACGGCUUCUUUAAUGUCCAAGCUGUCUAGAGCUGCCGCUGUGUUAAGUGGUGCCCAGGAUAACAUCAUCGAGAACUGCUACGAAUACGGCCGUAAUUUGGGCUUGUGUUUCCAGGUAGUUGACGACAUGUUGGACUACACUUCCAGUAACGCUGCCUUUGGUAAGCCCAGUCAGGCUGACUUGAAGCUCGGCUUGGCCACCGCCCCAAUCUUGUUUGCAUGGAGAGAGGAACCAAAGCUCGGUGAGCUCAUUGGCAGAAAAUUCAGCGAAACUGGUGACGUUGAAAUCGCUCGUAGAGCUGUGGAAAAGUACGACGGUUUAGAGAAGACUCGUGCCAUGGCCCAGGACUACUGCACGCGGGCCCUUGAAAACCUUAGACAAUUGCCAGAGUCGGACGCAAGAAGCGCUUUAGAAUUCUUGACCAACUCUGUUUUGACCAGAACAAAAUAA